Molecule: messenger RNA, 1266 nt
Organism: Gavia stellata (red-throated loon)
Lineage: Eukaryota; Metazoa; Chordata; Aves; Gaviiformes; Gaviidae
Gene: HS6ST3
Product: heparan sulfate 6-O-sulfotransferase 3
Exons: 2
Coding region: 1-1266 (421 amino acids)
Cellular component (GO): membrane
Molecular function (GO): heparan sulfate 6-sulfotransferase activity
Source: RefSeq, a predicted model, not a curated record
AUGGACGAGCGCUUCAACAGGUGGCUGCUGCCGCCGCUGCUGGCGCUGCUCUUCUUGCUCAUCGUCUACCAGUACGUGUCGCCCGCCUGCCCCGGCGCCGCCUGCCCCCGCCGCCCGCCGGCCUCCGCCGCCCGCCGCGCGGGGGGCCCGGCGGAGCGGGAGGAGGCGGCGGCGGGCGCCGCGGAGGAGGAGGCGGCGGCGGAGGCGUCGCUGCCGCGGCUGGUGGCCAAGUUCCCGUUCGCGCGGGGGGAGUUGUGCCGGCGGGUGCGGUUCGACAUGCGGGGCCGCGACGUGAUCGUCUUCCUCCACAUCCAGAAGACGGGCGGCACUACCUUCGGGCGGCACCUGGUGCGCAACAUCCGCCUGGAGCAGCCCUGCUACUGCCGGGCCGGGCAGAAGAAGUGCGCCUGCCACCGCCCGGGCGGCGACAAGGACACCUGGCUCUUCUCCCGCUUCUCCACCGGCUGGAGCUGCGGGCUGCACGCCGACUGGACCGAGCUCACCAGCUGCGUGCCCGCCGCCAUGGAGCGCCGGGGCUGCGCCGGCAACCGCACCCUCAGGAACUUCUAUUACAUCACGAUGCUGAGGGACCCGGUGUCACGGUACUUGAGUGAAUGGAAGCAUGUCCAGAGGGGUGCGACGUGGAAAACUUCCCUUCAUAUGUGUGAUGGAAGAAGCCCAACACCAGAUGAGCUGCCUACCUGUUACGAAGGAGAUGACUGGUCUGGAGUCAGUUUACAGGAAUUCAUGGAUUGUAGCUACAACUUGGCCAACAACCGCCAGGUGCGCAUGCUAGCAGACCUCAGCCUGGUGGGAUGCUACAACUUGACUUUUAUGAAUGAGAGUGAAAGAAAUAUGAUUCUUCUCCAAAGCGCCAAGAACAAUCUGAAAAAUAUGGCCUUCUUCGGGCUCACAGAAUUUCAGAGGAAAACGCAGUAUCUCUUUGAGAGGACAUUCAACCUGAAAUUCAUUUCCCCAUUCACCCAAUUCAACGUUACGCGGGCCUCCAACGUGGACAUUGGUGAGGAUGUGCGGCAACGGAUAGAGGAGCUGAAUUUCUUGGACGUGCAGCUGUACGAAUACGCGAAGGACCUGUUCCUGCAGCGCUUCCAGUACUCCAAGCAAGAGGAGCAUCAGAAGAACCGGCUAAAGAGGCGAGAGGAGCGGCGGCUGCUGCGGGAGCAGAGAGCUCAUCAGUGGCCAAGGGAAGAGGCAGCAGAAGUAGCCGUUACUGAAGAUUAUAAUAGUCAGGUCGCAAGGUGGUGA